AUGUUCGGACGGGUCCUGCAUUCGCGCCGCUCCGGCGACUGCUUUAUUAACGUCAACGUCGGCGGUUUCAAACAGCGCGUGGACUGCGACGCCCUGAAGCGGUUCCCGCAGACGCGUCUGGGUCGCCUCCUGUCUUGCAGCUCCCACGAGGAAGUCCUAGAGCUCUGCGAUGACUUCAGUCCCUCUGAGUACUAUUUUGACCGCAGUCCGCGUUUCUUCCUCUACGUUCUCAACUUUUACCUCACGGGCAAAAUCCACCUGGCGGACGGGUUGUGCGUGCUCUCAUUUUCUCAAGAGAUUGAGUACUGGGGCAUCACGGAGCGCCACCUGGACUUCUGCUGCAGCAACAAGUUCCACGAACUGAUGAAGCUCGCGGAGGACAAGUCUGUGGAUCAGGGGAGCGGUGAACUGCAGCCUCACAGCUUGGACUCGUCUACGGAGGAGCUGUCCGCUUCAAGGGACGACGUAGACCUGUUUGAAGGCUCCUGGUGUGCGACUCUCCGCAGGAACAUCUGGAUUCGACUUGAGGAUCCAGGCUACUCCACUUCCGCCAAAGUGAUGGCUGUAGCCUCCCUAAGCGUGGUCAUCGUCUCUAUUGUCGCCAUGUGCGUCCACAGCAUGCCGGACUACCAUCAAGUGGAUCUCCACGAGAAGGAGAUUGAAAACCCAGUGCUGACUUUCUUCGAGAUCAUCUGUGUUCUGUACUUCUCCGCCGAGUUUAUUCUCCGCCUGGCUGUUGCGCCUUCAGCCAGGAAGUUCUUGUGCGGCCCCCUCAAUAUGAUCGACUUAUUGUCAAUCAUGCCCUUCUAUGUCACUUCGGCCUGUGAUGCAAUGGACAACGGGGAGAACACAGACCUGGAGAACGUCGGCAAGGUGGUGCAGAUCUUGAGGUUGAUGCGAGUGUUUCGCAUCCUAAAGCUGGCUCGCCACUCGGCCGGCCUCCGCUCUCUUGGCGCCACACUGCGCCACAGCUCCAGCGAAGUGGGGCAGCUGGUGCUUUUCCUGUCCGUGGGCAUUUCGAUGUUUUCCGCUCUCAUUUACUUUGUGGAGAAAGAAUCUCAGGAGUCGGAGCUGCAGACGAUGCCCAUUGGCUGGUGGUGGGCCACCAUUAGCAUGACUACAGUGGGCUACGGGGACACCUACCCCAUUACGCUGGCUGGGAAGCUGAUAGCAACCCUGUGCAUCCUCUGUGGGCUGCUGAUGGUGGCUCUGCCCGUUACUAACAUCUUCAAUAAAUUCUCCGCUUUCUAUGAGAGGCAAAGACGUAUAGAUCUCAGACGAAGCAAUAACUGA
Cyclopterus lumpus (lumpfish) is the source of this 1293-nucleotide messenger RNA. RefSeq names its product potassium voltage-gated channel subfamily S member 3-like. The record is from RefSeq and is a predicted model, not a curated record. Gene Ontology annotation, molecular function: protein binding; voltage-gated potassium channel activity. The coding region runs from base 1 to 1293 and encodes 430 amino acids. Gene Ontology annotation, biological process: potassium ion transmembrane transport; protein homooligomerization. Gene Ontology annotation, cellular component: membrane; voltage-gated potassium channel complex. The transcript has a single exon. Lineage: Eukaryota; Metazoa; Chordata; Actinopteri; Perciformes; Cyclopteridae.